Danaus chrysippus (African queen) is the source of this 2481-nucleotide messenger RNA. Lineage: Eukaryota; Metazoa; Arthropoda; Insecta; Lepidoptera; Nymphalidae. The record is from the annotation of a GenBank genome assembly.
AUGGCGGCUCCCCGUCACAAAUCACAACAGAAAAAUAUAUCUUCGAUAUUUUCUAAGUUACAUGGUGCUUUCUCUGAUGCUAUGUGUCAAACAAAGCUGACGACAGACAAACGGACACUAGACAAAACUUGGAAGUUGAUGGACAAAGUGGUAAAACUAUGCCAGCAUCACAAAAUGAAUUUAAAAAAUAGUCCGCCGUUUAUUCUCGAUAUUUUACCUGACACAUAUCAGAGGUUGCGUAUUAUUUACUCCAAUUACGAAAACAACAUGCAGGAGUUGAAUAGCAACGAACAUUUUAAUAUAUUUAUAAUAAAUUUAAUAAGAAAAUGUAAGCAGGCUAUAAAGUUGUUCAAAGAGGGGAAGGAGAAAAUGUUCGACGAAAACUCACAUUUCAGACGUAAUUUGACGAAGUUGAGCCUUGUUUUUAGUCACAUGUUGAGCGAGUUGAAAGCUAUGUUCCCCAACGGUACAUUCGCUGGCGACCAGUUUCGUAUAACGAAAAGCGAUGCCGCCGAAUUCUGGAGGGCGAAUUUCGGUAACAGUACGCUUGUACCGUGGAAGCUCUUUCGUGAGGAGUUAAACAAUGUUCAUCCAUUAUCAUCAGGCCUCGAGACGAUGGCGUUGAAAACAACCAUAGACCUCACGUGCAACGAUUUCAUAUCCAACUUUGAAUUUGACGUGUUUACGAGAUUAUUCCAGCCAUGGAGCACGCUACUUCGUAACUGGCAGCUGUUAGCGGUCACCCAUCCCGGUUAUGUCGCGUUCCUAACGUACGACGAAGUCAAAGCUAGACUGCAGAAGUACAUACACAAAGCCGGCAGCUACGUUUUUAGAUUAUCCUGUACAAGAUUGGGUCAAUGGGCCAUAGGUUAUGUGACAGUUGAUGGUGAAAUCUUGCAGACUAUACCACAGAACAAAAGUCUGGUUCAAGCUUUACUUGAUGGUUAUAGAGAAGGAUUUUAUUUAUAUCCGGACGGACGUGAUGCUAAUCCAGAUCUUAGUAGUGCUAUAAUAUCCCCAGCUGAAGAUCACAUAACUGUGACACAGGAACAAUAUGAACUCUAUUGUGAAAUGGGCAGUACAUUUCAGCUAUGUAAGAUAUGUGCGGAAAACGACAAGGACAUUAGAAUAGAACCAUGCGGACAUUUGCUAUGUACACCAUGCCUUACGGCCUGGCAGAUUGAUUCUGAAGGUCAGGGUUGUCCUUUCUGUAGAGCUGAAAUCAAAGGUACAGAACAAGUUGUGGUAGAUGCGUUUAUACCACCACGACCACCGAAUGAAUCAAAAAUACCAAACACUAAGACAGCUGUGAAGGCUGUUUCAUCUAAUUCAUCGGGUUCUUCUGGCUCAUCCGGAUGUAAUGGUUCAGAAGUGACAUCAUCAAGUCAUUCCAAUGGUUGGUCGAGGAAUACAUUCAACGGUCUGACAGAUGACAUUGAUGAUUCAGAGGAUUGGGCGGAAUUCAACGCUGCUACAUCAACAAUCGAUGCUCUUCGACCGGGGGCCCGGUCAGCGGGGGCCUCGCCUCGACACUCACCGCGGGCCCCUAGAAAGGCCCCAAGUGCGGAAAACGCCUAUGGAGAAUUGGCCCCCCCUUUACCACCACGCAAAAGCCUUUCGCCCGCGGAAAGUAUUGCCGCUUCGAGUGUUCAGGAUAUAGCUUCGGCUAGUAUUAUGGAACCACGCCGUCGUUCAUCGCUCGAACCUGAACCAGAUUCCCGGCACCGUCUGACGUCCGUCAUUACUGGGUCCACAGAAACUAUCACCGGUCUUAUAGAUACGAGACACGAGGUACCACCAGAUCCUAGAGCAUUUGAAAAACCAAGAAGAGCUUGUACACCACAAUCAAACAGUCGCCCUCUACCCGCGCCACCACCUGACAGACAAACAGACAGAGUUCACGAUAGACUGGACAAAGAAAAACACGAAAUAGUGGAUAGGAACGAACGAUCCAACUCCGAAAACAGAUUAAUGGAUCGAUAUCCGGAUAGAUAUGUCCAUGAUAGGCAUAUAGACUUCAGAAAUCCACCAGAAAGACCUGAUAGGCCUGAAAGACAGAAUAUGCAGAAUUCUGAUAGAUCAAGUUUCGAUAGAGAAACAAGAUUGGAUAAAGCACCACCAAGACAAAGGUCUUUACCGUCUACAACGAGCGGUAGCAUAGACCAGCCAACAAAAUCUACAACGAUGCCAAAAUUUCCAUCUGAAGAUGUAAAGGAUCCGCCGUAUGAAAAUGUCGCCGUGGAAAACGAAUUAGCUGUUGCACCGAAAAAAAUUAAUCCAUUAACCCACGACAAGCACGGAAGGAAAUAUCUGGAUAAUGUUUCAUAUGAGAACAUUAAUUUGGACUACAUUGCUCGUUUGGUCGGUGAAGGAUACCCAAAGGAUAUAGUCGUUAGAGCUCUUGGCAUCACGAGAAAUGAUCUUGAAAUGGCCUGCGACAUACUCCACGAAUUCGGGUCAAAAACCCAACAUAAAAUAUAA